GACGAAAAUGUCGCAAAAAGAACCGGGUUUAGAUAUUCCGGUGCUGAGCGUAUUUAGGCAGUAAGAUUUAGCCCGGAGUAAAACGGUGAUCGACAAACCAUUUUCAAGUCUAAUCUUUUCUUCUUCAAUCAUCCAAAAUUCAUCAACUUUUCAACUCUUGGCUUUGUUUAGUCAAUCACAAAACUUCAUUUUAUCAAUCUACUUCUUGGAUCCUUAUCCUUAAUCACUAUUCUUUUUUUUUUUUUUUUUUUUGUAUCGAUCUUUGCUAUUUUCGAAUCGACUUCAAUCUUCACCUUUUUGAGUUUUAAACUAUAAUUUUUUGUAGGUUCUUUGAGUUUUCAUCUGCCUUAUAUUAUUUUUUCUGAAAUUUUGCAAUUCGUUGCUCCUCAAUUACAUAAUUUGAAGAGGGAUAAUUAGUAGAAUUUUGGGAAUUUGAAUCCAUUUUUUAAUAAUUGAGUUUUAUAGGUGAUCGGGUUGCAGUCUUUUGGGUUGGGGGAAUCCAAUACCUGAAUGAGGAAGACACUCAAUUUUCUCAAGUUGUAAUCUAGUUGAAUUUGGAGGUCAAGGAUGAACUGAGUGAUGAAAGUUAGCAGGGGAUUUUGGUGGGCAUAGCUAAUUUUUAGUUGGUUUUGUCUAUGGAUGAAGUUAGACGGCACGAUGGUGGUGAUCUUGCAGAUGAGUCACCGUCAUCUUCGCCGUCAAAUGUUUCUGGGUGGUCUCCACGUCAGCUGGCUUUCCGUCCAUAUUCGCUUUCUCAAGAUUUGAGUAAGAAGCCCAAAUCUUUAAGGGUUGUUGUUAAAAGACCUUUGGUAGCAAAACUUACAAAGCACAUUGUUGAAACCUAUCAAGAAUGCAAUGUUGAAUUCAGAUUUUCUGAAGAAUUAAUUCCCAAGAGGUUUUUAACAAGUCCAUCCGAUGGCGUGCUUAAUGAUGGCCAUGAUAAUGCAAAUUCAGAUCUUAUUCUUUUUGUGAAUUAUGUCUUGGUCAAUUCUCGUACUCAACAAAGAUACAUCGUGAAGGAUAUUCUUGGGCAUGGGACAUUUGGACAGGUUGCUAAGUGUUUGGUGCCUGAAACUAAUAGUUUUGUAGCAGUCAAGAUUAUAAAGAACCAGGCUUCUUACUAUCAACAGGCAUGGGUUGAAGUUUCAAUCUUGACAACGUUAAACAAAAAGCUUGAUCCUGAGGAUCAACAUCAUAUUGUUCGCAUCAAUGACUACUUUGUCUUUCAGUGUCAUCUGUGUAUUUCUUUUGAGUUGCUAGAUACUAACUUGUAUGAGUUGAUUAAACUUAACAAAUUUAGAGGGCUAUCGCUGAGCAUUGUGCAGUUGUUCUCAAAGCAGAUUUUGCGUGGGUUGGAAUUGAUGAAAGAUGCUGGUAUUAUUCACUGUGAUCUAAAGCCAGAGAACAUUCUUUUGUGCACUAGUAAACCAGCAGAAAUAAAAAUAAUUGACUUUGGAUCUGCAUGCAUGGAAGAUAAGACCGUUUACUCUUAUAUUCAGAGCCGUUAUUAUCGGUCCCCAGAAGUGCUUCUUGGCUAUCAAUAUAAUACUGCUAUUGACAUGUGGUCGUUUGGUUGCAUUGUUGCUGAGUUGUUUCUUGGCCUACCUUUGUUUCCUGGAGGAUCAGAAUUUGACCUACUUAAAAGAAUGAUCUGCAUACUUGGGGGUCAACCCCCUGAUCAUCUAUUGAAGAAGGCAAAAAGCACGAGCAAGUUCUUUAAGUUUGUUGGAACUGUUGAUCAUAUAGAGGCUGGGCAUGUUUCAAUGGGGCCAAAAAGUUCUUACCAAGCAUUAUCUGAGGAAGAGUAUGAAGCAAGGGAGAAGAAGAAGCCUGUGAUUGCAAAGGAGUAUUUUAAUUAUAUGAAUUUGGAAGGAAUUGUUGCAACUUAUCCUUACAGGAAAAACCUGUGUGAAGAAGAAAUAAUUAAAGAGAGGCAAGUACGGCUAGCACUUAUUGAUUUUCUAAGGGGACUUGUGGAGUUUGAUCCUGCAAAACGGUGGUCUCCAUAUCAGGCUUCAAAACACCCUUUUGUAACUGGAGAGCCAUUCACAAGCCCAUAUAAACCUCCUGUAGAGACUCGUGUGCCGGUUAGCCCAGUUCCGCAAAACUUCAAGGUGGACCAUCAUCCUGGUGGGGGUCACUGGUUUGCAGCUGGUCUGUCUCCUAAUAUUCCAGGACGGACUAUAUCAAUACAUGCUCCUCCGCACCUUCAUAGGCCGCCAUAUGCUUAUGGCAGUAGUUAUGGUAGUUUAGGAAGCCAUAAUAGUUAUAGUGAUGGUAAUGUACUUGGUAGUAGCUAUGGGAGCUAUGGGGAUAAUUUUAAUACAUUUACGUAUUUUUCACCUGUUGGUCCAUCUGCAAUGAAUUUUCAUAAUCAAGGUGGUAUGACAAUGGUCGGAUCUAGCCCUGAUGCGAAGUGGAGAAUUUUUCAUCGGCCUCAAGGACUUGGUUAUGCUCCAUCUGCUGGAAAUUUUGCACCAUUACCUCUUGGAACAAGUCCUUCACAAUUUACUCCUCCUAGCAGUUAUACUCAAUAUUCUGGUUCUCCUGGACAUUAUGCUGCUGCAUCUCCAGCAAGAGGAAAUUUUCAGGGAUCUCCUCUCGGAAAAGGCAUUGCUGCUAGCAAUUUCAGUCGAAGAAAAAAUUGGGGAUAUCCUGGAAAUAUGCAAUUUCAAGAGGCUAUGUCCUCGUCUCAAGGACAAUUGAAUGAGACUCUGUGCUUCAGUCAUGGUGAGGGACAAGGUAACUCACAGGUACCUGUUGGUAGCUUGCAUAUGCCUUUUAACUCUAACACAUUAAGUUGGAAGCAGUCACCUGGUAAUCGAAGCUUCAGUACAGAUCAGUCACUGUCGUGUAUUCCAAGUCUGCAGUUUUCUCAAACCGAAGGACCUUCUGAUGAGAAGGUUGAUGCGACAGCAUUGCCCCACCCUGGUGAUUGGGAUCCAAAUUAUAGUGAUGAACUACUACUGCAAGCUGAUAGUUCAGAUGUGAGCAGCAUAACUUCUGAGUUUGGUAAGAAGGUCUGUGUCGAUCAAGCUACAGCAUCAUCAGAGACUUUUGGAACGGGAAGAUACAACCAUGAUUCAAAUCCAGUGCCUAAUUCAUCUUGGAGGCCCUGUGGUCCUAUUCAAGUUUUUUCAAACCCAGAAGCAAACAGCCCACCUUCUGUAUACAAUAUGCCUUUGGGGUAUGGGCCUUCCAUGUCAAGGGCCCCACAAUAUGGGUCACAAUUGUCACCAACUUCACUAAGCCGUUUGGGACAGCCUCCUAUUCAGCGUAACAAUCACGGGAGAUCAUUUGAGGGGAUUCAUCCAAUGCCACCACACAGUUCUUUUAGCUUUGAUCCUGGAAAUUCUCAUGCUCUUGGAACAUGGGGUCGCCGAACAGACCCUUUUGUUAACAUUCCACCUUUUUCUCGUGAAAGAAAAGACUAUGGGAGGAUAUAAUGAUGUUGCGACUGCCAGCUUGUCUCGUCUGCUAUCAUCACGUCCUUCGUUUUUGAGCUUGUGCUGUUGAAUAUCCCAUCAUGAACAUGCUCAUUCUUUGUGUAGCAAUUAUUAGAAUUUUGAAGUAAAUCUUGUGGAUUGCUUUCAUGUUGUUCCCCUAUUGUCUAAUGCAAUGUGCAUCAUUUUGAGUGAAGGCAUGUCCGACUAUUCUCAAAUUAUCUGAGUAGUUGAAGUCCAGCCUCACUAGCAAAUGAAUGUGAGGCUGCAACGCCAACUACACCAUUCUAAAUGUUUGCUAUCAAUAGUCGAUAAUCCAUUGUUUGUUCAUCAUACAAUACACAACUAAACUUUAUCGAAUUGUAGUACUCGUUGUUUCGUUACACACUAAUUCAUAAUUUUAGACAACAUAAAAGCUAAAAUAUAAAAGAAUUUAUCU
This is a messenger RNA of Amaranthus tricolor (Joseph's coat), 3882 nucleotides long. RefSeq names its product dual specificity protein kinase YAK1 homolog. Gene Ontology annotation, cellular component: cytoplasm. The transcript is spliced from 18 exons. Gene Ontology annotation, molecular function: protein serine/threonine kinase activity; ATP binding; protein tyrosine kinase activity. The record is from RefSeq and is a predicted model, not a curated record. Lineage: Eukaryota; Viridiplantae; Streptophyta; Magnoliopsida; Caryophyllales; Amaranthaceae. Gene Ontology annotation, biological process: peptidyl-threonine phosphorylation; peptidyl-serine phosphorylation. Bases 636 to 3446 code for a protein of 936 amino acids.